This is a messenger RNA of Aspergillus costaricaensis CBS 115574, 3042 nucleotides long. Its product is annotated as serine/threonine-protein kinase. The record is from RefSeq and is a predicted model, not a curated record. Gene Ontology annotation, molecular function: ATP binding; protein binding; protein serine/threonine kinase activity. Gene Ontology annotation, cellular component: cytoplasm. The transcript has 3 exons. NCBI's taxonomy places the organism in Eukaryota, Fungi, Ascomycota, Eurotiomycetes, Eurotiales, Aspergillaceae. Gene Ontology annotation, biological process: peptidyl-serine phosphorylation; autophagy. Bases 1 to 3042 code for a protein of 1013 amino acids.
AUGGAGGCGACCCAGGAGUCCACUCAGCCAUGCACGGACCCUCGCCGCAUGGGCUACAACAAUUCGGCCCUCCACGAGGAUGAUCUGACGGACAUUGUUUGUAUCUUACACCCAAAUUCACCUGCAGCCCAUGAUGCUGUAGCCGCAACUGCGCGCCACGCCCCGCAGCACAUCCUACAAAGGGAUGCGCUAGAAUAUGAAUGUUCAGAUACAGCAGCUUUGGACUUCGCUCUUAGACUGUCAUCGGAUGUGUAUGACGCAAACACGGGCUUUUGCUUCGGACGGAACAGGGCUCGCUGCGAUCUUCUCAUUGCCGAUGCUAACUCGAAACGUAUUUCGAACACGCACUUCCGCAUCUAUCUUACGCAAGAUGGGAUCAUAAUGCUGGAGGACACCUCCACCAAUGGAACGAUCGUAGACAACUGCCGUCUUCGCAAGAUUCAACGUGAGAAGAGCCGCAUGCUAGUCAAUGGUUCCGUCAUUCAGGUGCCAAAUGGUGAGGGGCAGUCUUCGGAGGAAGUCAGAUUCAUUGUGCGCCUGCCGUCCCGGGAAGGUUUUGUCAUGCAGUACACCGAAAAUAUGCUUCGCUACUUCGAAAAGAUCGAGACGCAAAGAGCAGGUGCAGCGCAACCCAGAGCUCGUACUACUCCCGCGCCCGCUCUGCAGAUCGCUUCACCUAAUACGUACGGCAUGCACUGGUCUGGAGGAUCGAUUUACAACGUGACGGGGCAAAUAGGCAAGGGAGCCUUUGCAACGGUCUACAAACUCGCCACGAAGCAGCAUGGUUCUGUAUAUGCAGCCAAAGAACUCGACAAGCGCCGCUGGAUGAAAAAUGGCAUACUCGACAAGAAAGUUGACAAUGAAAUGCAGAUCAUGAAAGAUCUGAAACACCCCAAUAUUGUUCAAUACGUCGACCAUCACGAGCAUGACAGAUGGAUAUACAUCAUCAUGGAGUAUGUUCCCGGUGGAGAGCUGUCCACUUACUUGCAGUCGCAUGGCAGGAUCGCAGAGGCCCAGGUUAGGACCAUGGCGCGACAGAUUUUGCAUGCACUCCACUAUCUACAUAAACGGAAGAUCACGCAUCGAGAUAUCAAGCCAGACAAUAUCUUGAUUUCGUCUCUUGAUCCCCUCCGAGUGAAAUUGUCAGACUUUGGUCUUUCAAAAGUAGUUCAGGAAGAGACCUUUUUGAGGACCUUUUGUGGCACAUUGCUGUACUGCGCCCCGGAAGUCUACCCCGAGUAUGACACUUACCGACGUGGUGAGGUUCGGAAACGGCGCAGGCUGGGUGAUCCGCCUCCAAAAACAUCCCCUUACGAUCAAUCUGUUGACAUGUGGUCGCUUGGAGCCGUUCUCUUCCAUCUUCUUUCGGGUGUCCCUCCUUUCGCUCCUCGAGGAGAUGAUCGUGGUGCUCAGAUGCUGCGAAUCAUCAUGACUGAGGAUGCGGAUUAUAGUGAACUCCGCAAGGCAGGCGUCUCAGAGGAUGGAAUAGAUUUUGUCGCUCGACUUUUAAACCGUGACCCCCAGUCUCGCCCGAACGAACGAGAAUGUUUUAGGCACCCGUGGAUUGCAGGAGUUGCGGACAUUGACGAUUAUGAUGAUGAGGACUUGUUUCUGGGCGUCCCGGAUGAGCUUUCUGACAUAGGCGAGGAUCUCGAGGACGAAAUAGACGCAUCUCAGCUGUCUUUGAAUGAUAAGCCGGCAGCAGAAGUCGCGGCUGAGGAGGACGACGAAUUGGCCCAGGCCAAGAAAAUCAAGCUUGAAUAUCCGCCGGAGGAAAUUCGCUAUCCAUCGCUGCCCAGUUUCGACAGUUUCUCGGCUCUUCAACCAGUUUCCCAGUCAACUCCAAAACGACUUUUCGGUGAGAUUACGCCAUCGAUACUUCGCAGUUCUCACGCGUUGGGCGACAAGGUUGAUGCAUUUGAGGGCGACGACUUUGGCCUCCAUGACUUCGUUUCUUCCACUGGUGAGUCGAUAAUCAGCGACGGCAACAGCCUGAACUCCAUCCUCUCCCUGCCGGAAAACCCCGUCGCGGGGUCUGCACCUAGCUUAAUGGGAGCUGAGAACCUUGUUGGGCAGCUGAACAUGAACUCGUCGCACCCUGGCUUGAACAACAUUCCCCGUCACGUCGAGGUGCCGGGGCCGCAAAUUAGCGUGGCCGCAGAAGUCCCGAAGGACAAGGCCCCAGAGGCGCCCCCGCAGACCACUAUCGAUGAUGAAACCCCGAAGGCCUCAAAAUUCAACCGGCGGAUUGAACUCCCCAUACCCGAUACUGCCAGUGAGCGUUCUAGUCCCGAAACGACAACGGGAAAGACCAACGAUGGGCAUGCUGAGCCCGACGCUGCUCCUGAAGAGGUGUUCGACAUUGAGUUGGCGAAUACUAUCGAUGCCAAAACCGGACAGCGACUUCCUGACUUGCCGAAAAGGGAAGACAGUGAGCCUUCCCUACAGCCUGCGGCCGAUCAGACUCCAGGCCCAAUUCUCAAUACCGUGACGCAUCUUAGCACAUCACGCCCCCUCCUUGGAAAGCUGACCACGCUCCCCGGGUCCAUCUUUGAGCUCACUAUUCCGCUGGAAGCUCGGAUGACAUCCUGGGGCCGCGGCCCCCAAGCAACCAUAUGCUAUCCCGAGCCAAUGGAUACACGGGUACCUGCGUAUGCAUUGGAAGUUACCUUUUGGGCACCAGCCAUCGAAACCAAGAUUGCCGCUGGACACGAUUGGAUGACAGUCCCCGGCGUGAUGGCUAUUCUCUCGACCAAAACCCGAAAGUGUAUCUGGGUCAAUGGGACUGAGCUGCGGCGUGGGCCCGAGAACGACAAUGGCGGAGAAGGCUUCCAUUUCGGCAAACUGUAUACCGGCGAUGUCAUUACCGUCUAUCAGCAUCGGAACAAGUUUUUGAAGUUCGCGUGCGAAUUUUACUAUGGAGAAAGUGCUCGCUCACGUCCCGAUGAGGAGAAAGGCUUCACCGUGCGCAAAGUCUUGAUGCCCAAGGAGAAGGCUGCCAACCGACAACCUGCGCGGAAAAUACCGCAUGGGAAGAAGUAG